Molecule: messenger RNA, 915 nt
Organism: Mytilus trossulus (common blue mussel)
Lineage: Eukaryota; Metazoa; Mollusca; Bivalvia; Mytilida; Mytilidae
Product: flavin reductase (NADPH)-like
Exons: 5
Coding region: 225-881 (218 amino acids)
Source: RefSeq, a predicted model, not a curated record
CUCAUGAUGUAGGAAGUGAACAAACCAGCUACGUGUCUUGAAUCACAGAAACUUUCCAUACAGUAUGUGAUGCUAUGUACGUAUGUAUACAUGAUUACCAGCGGGCCCAGAAUUUUUGAAGAGCGUACUUCCCGAUAAUUGAAGUUUAUUAGGUAUAUCGUGUAAUAUUAUUUUACGAUCAAAGGAGGGGACUGAAUCCGCUGCUGAGUUACAAACUGUCUACUAUGAAGAUUGCCGUUCUUGGUGCAACAGGUCCAACUGGAUUGCAGUUUGUGUUGGAAGCAUUGAAAAAUGAGCAUGAAAUAUUUGCUUUGGUGAGAAAUCCUGAAGGACUUAGCUCAGUAACGAACGAUAAACUAAAGGUGAAAGAAGUGGAUAUCCUAAAAGAAGAUGACUUGGUGGAAACUUUUAAAAACACAGAUGCAGUGGUAUCAUGUCUGGGAUGUCGACCAAGUUUUUUAGGAUGGUCCCCAAUCACAUUUUAUUUAGACAGCAUAAAACCAAUUGUAAACGCGAUGAGAACGGCAAACAAAAAACGUCUUAUUUGUAUGUCUGCGUGGGGAACAGUUAGUACUCCUGAAGAACCAAGAAUAAUAAAAUACUUUUUGAGACCUAUUUUUCUGUCAAGUACCUUGAAAAGUAUGUCAGAGAUGGAAGAUUUCUUGAAAGAGUCUUGUUCGGAUAUAGACUACACCGUCGUGCGACCACCUGGGCUUACUAACGACCCUACUUCAGGAAAAGAAAUAAAAGCAGAAGAGGGACAAUGCAUUCCUGAUAUUGUUGGAAGAAUAUCUCGGCGUGACGUUGCAAAGUUUAUGUUGGAAUGUGCUAUCAGCCACGACUGGAACAAGAAAUGUGUUGCUAUAGGACUUGAAACGUAAAGAAGACAAUACCAAAAUUACUUCUUUCAUUUAU